Messenger RNA from Tribolium castaneum (red flour beetle), 3398 nucleotides. RefSeq names its product Dis3 (gene Dis3). The record is from RefSeq and is a predicted model, not a curated record. Gene Ontology annotation, molecular function: RNA binding; 3'-5'-RNA exonuclease activity; endonuclease activity. Gene Ontology annotation, biological process: rRNA catabolic process. Gene Ontology annotation, cellular component: nuclear exosome (RNase complex); cytoplasmic exosome (RNase complex). Lineage: Eukaryota; Metazoa; Arthropoda; Insecta; Coleoptera; Tenebrionidae. The transcript is spliced from 11 exons. The coding region runs from base 479 to 3334 and encodes 951 amino acids.
AAAUUUUCCAAAAAAUGAAACCCUCAAUUAUUUCAAAUGAUGAUAAACGAAAUGUCGAAUUUCUUAAAACUUGGGCGUUAUAGACACGUCAUUUUCAUUUUGGGUGACUGUACUUAUCAAUAGCAACUCGUACAGGAUGUAUAAUUUUUCAUUUUGCUUCUGCAACUAAUUAAGUCGCAUGGGGAACACGUUUAUUGCAUAUUUUUAAUAAAUUAGCAUGUUUAUAUAGCAGUGGGAGUUAGAUUUCUUAAUAAAACGUUGUGCAUGACUAGGUAAUAUGGUAAUGGUCUUUUGUAUUCAUAAUUGCUGGAACAAUGUAAGAAUUUUUGUUUUGUAUUUUUUAUAAUAAAAAAACAGUUUUUUAUAUUUCCCGCCUCAGCUGUCAACAAAAACAUAACCACAAAAAAUAUUGUAAUAUAACCUCCAAAUAACUUGUUGCGGCAUGUUUUUGUAAAAAAACAUUUGAAAUAAUUAAACAAUGUUUACGACUAAAGCUUUUAUUAAAAAGAACAAAGUUGGGAAUUAUCUGAAGCACGUUCGAGAACAUUAUAUUCGUGAUGACAUUUCUUGUGGUCUUCAAGAGUGUGAAACUUGUUUGCCAGUGGAGUCAUUCCUGUCCCCAGACCACGAAAACAAAUGUUCUUUAUUUACUUCUAAUCAUUAUCUAAUACUAGACACAAAUGUUGUUCUUGAUCAGAUGGAUAUUUUGGAAGAGUCCGUCAUUGGUAAUGUGAUAAUCCUCCACACAGUUUUAAACGAGGUGAAGCACCGAAGUCUACCAAUUUACAAACGCUUGUGUGCUGUAAUUGAAAAUCCGAGUCGUCAUUUUUACGUUUUUAUAAACGACCACCAUCAAGGCACUUAUUUGCAACAAAACGAAGGUGAAUUAAUUAAUGAUUACAAUGACAGGUGUAUUAGAGCUGCGUGUUCCUGGUACAUAAACCAUGCCCCUAAACAAAAAUUCGUUUUCCUCACUGACGACUCAGCUAAUCGGAUUAAAGCCCAAAAAGAGGAUAUACCUUCUUACACCGUCUCGGAAUAUGUGCAAAAUCUCAACACUUCGGGUCUUACCGAUAAAUUAUCGAGGAAAGAUUUUCACGGAAAUGAUUUUACGAAAGACGUUUUUCCCAACCAUUUGAGUAAUGUUGAGCUUUUGACUGGCAUAAGAGAGGGAAAGCUGCUCCAGGGGACUUUCCGAGCCUCUCGAGAUAAUUUCUUGGAAGGUUUUGUCAAUGUGGAUUCGUACGAAGAGCCGGUGAUAGUUCAGGGUCGGGCUGGCCUUAACCGCUCAGUGGAUGGUGACACUGUAGCUGUUGAGCUUUUGAAAGAGGAGGAAUGGGUGUGUCCGAGUGAAAUAAUCCUAGAGGAUGAAGGGGUUGGUGAUGAGAGUGUUGACGAUGUUGUGACAAAAGAAAACGAGUUACAAAAAGCGACAAAGAAGAAAAGUGGAGCUAAACCUACAGGACGUGUUGUUGGAAUUAUUCGUAGAAAGUGGAGACAAUAUUGUGGCAUUUUACAAGGGGGCAUUGAUGGUGUUUAUCAGAUGUUUGUUCCAGCUGAUAAAAGUAUACCCAAAAUUAAAAUAGAAACGAGACAAGCGGAGUUUCUAAGGACUCAGAAAUUGAUCGUUACGAUUGAUUCCUGGCCCAAACAUUCACGCUAUCCUCAUGGUCAUUUUGUGCGAGCUUUGGGCAACAUUGGGGACCAAACCACCGAAAACGAGGUCAUUUUGCUGGAACAUGACGUCCCUCACAGCCAAUUCUCUGAGGAAGUUCUCAAUUGUUUGCCCAAAAUGCCUUGGAUCAUAACCGAUGAUGACGUCAAAAAACGAGUCGAUCUCAGACACCUUGACAUUUGCUCAGUGGAUCCCCCAGGUUGUACCGACAUUGACGACGCCCUUCAUUGUCGUCCACUAGCUGACGGCAAACUUGAAGUUGGUGUUCAUAUUGCCGAUGUUUCGCAUUUUAUAAGACCUGGAACGCCUCUAGAUCGCGAAGCUGCUUCUAGAGCCACCACAGUGUAUUUGGUUAAUAAUCGAAUAGAUAUGGUGCCAGCAUUGCUCAGUUCAAAUCUUUGUUCGUUACGAGGAGGAGAGGAAAGAUUCGCGUUUUCUUGCAUUUGGGAAAUGGACCAAAAUGCCAAUAUUUUAAGUACGCGAUUUCAUAAAAGUAUAAUUAAGUCGAGGAAAGCAAUGACUUAUGAAGAGGCGCAACUGAUUAUUGACGACAAGACCAAGCAGGACGCUCUGGCCGAGGCCUUGAGGAGCUUGAACAAGUUGGCCAAAAUUAUGAAGCAGCGCAGACUGGUUAAUGGAGCUUUAGUUCUUGCAUCGCCUGAGGUAAAAAUCCAGAUGGACUCCGAGACGAUGGAACCCUUGGACGUGGAAGUGAAAAAACUGUUUGAAACAAAUUCCAUGAUUGAGGAAUUUAUGCUGCAAGCAAAUAUAAGUGUCGCUGAAAAAAUCCUUGAGGAGUUUCCCGAUUGUGCGAUGUUACGUCGUCAUCCCGUCCCUCCAGCUACUAAUUUCGAUCCCCUGGUUAAAGCAGGCCGUCACCUUGGCUUUGAAAUUAGAGUGGAUUCAGGCAAAAACUUGGCAAAAUCACUCGAUGAAGCAGUAAACACAAAAAAUCCCUAUUUGAACACAAUGUUCCGAAUUUUAGCCACACGUUGUAUGCUACAAGCUGUUUACUUUGUCAGUGGGACGUACCAAAAGGAGGAGUACUUCCAUUAUGGUCUAGCUGUGCCUUUGUACACACAUUUCACGUCACCAAUUCGUAGAUACGCCGAUAUCAUAGUCCACAGGCUACUUGCAGUUAUCUGUGGUGCCGACUCCACUUAUCCGGACCUUUUGGAUAAGAAUAAAACGACCGAGUUGUGCCAAAAUUUGAACUACAGGAACCGAAUGGCUCAAUAUGCUGGAAGAGCCUCAAUUGCGUUCAACACACAUUUGUUUUUCAAAGGGAAACUACAAGAUGAGGAAGGUUACGUGUUGUAUGUCCGUAAAAACGCCCUGCAAGUUCUUAUACCACGAUAUGGCCUGGAAUGUACCCUAUUUGUGGCCAAAAAAGGCGAAACGUCCAAUAUUUUUGAAUACAAUGAAGAGGACCAGACACAAAAAGCCGGAAGUGUGGUUAUUCACGCUUUUGACCCCGUUGUAGUCCGACUAUCGCUUGAUUCUAAUAACAUUCAACACGAAAAAUUUGUUUUACAACUCGUUAAACCUUACGUUGAGGGUUUCAGUGUUGCGCCACUGGAAAGUAACGAUGAAAAUAUGAAGCGCAAGCAACCGGAACCAGAGACAGGUAAAAAGAAAGGGCGUAAAAGACACAAAUGAUUAUUUUAAAAAACGGUUUUUAUUAAAAUAAAUGUUUGACGACUUGUUUGUCGAAACCACAAGA